Messenger RNA from Macadamia integrifolia, 1510 nucleotides. RefSeq names its product alpha-1,3-arabinosyltransferase XAT2-like. The record is from RefSeq and is a predicted model, not a curated record. The transcript has 3 exons. NCBI's taxonomy places the organism in Eukaryota, Viridiplantae, Streptophyta, Magnoliopsida, Proteales, Proteaceae. Gene Ontology annotation, molecular function: glycosyltransferase activity. Bases 89 to 1468 code for a protein of 459 amino acids.
UCCAAUAGUCUUUCUCUCCCUUCUCUCCCAAGCAUUCGAAUUAUACUGGUUCCUUUCCUUACCAGAGAUCUGAGUUAAGCAGCAAAGGAUGUUUUCUAAAAGCUUCAAUCGGUAUGAGCACAGAUAUUGGUCAAUAAUUGGAUUCUUCAUCUUCUCAUUAGCCUUCUUCAUUCUUCUUAAACCUUAUCUUGGUCCUCUACCAAUUUUGAAUUUGAAGCUGUCCAUGAAUACUGACAUCACAGUGCAACCAAUUGAGAAUACAAACACUUCUCAUAUAUCAAGUGGAGAGGUAAUAGAGACAAAGCAGAUUUGCAAUGUUUCGGACCCAAAAUUUGACUUUUGUGAUGUUGAGGGAGAUAUUAGGGUUCAUGGGAAGUCUUCCACAAUCUUUGCUGCUACAUCUCAAAUGGGUGAUUUUGUAGGAAAUAAAUCAUGGAAUGUAAAACCUUAUCCUCGAAAGAAAGAUCAAUUCAUGAUGGGAAUGAUCAAGGAAUUUUCAGUAAAUGCGAUUUCUCGUCGUGAAGAAGCCGCCGCCACCCCCCCACCUUGCGGUAUAAACCACAGUGUUCCAGCUGUCGUGUUCUCAGUCGGAGGAUAUGCUGCAAUAAACCAUUGGCAUGCCUUCACUGACAUACUCAUUCCUCUUUUCGCAGCUUCAGCACAAUUUCAGGGUGAAGUUAAGUUUCUUGUCACAAAUUUAGAAGAAUUUUGGAUUAUGAAGUAUGAAGCAAUAUUAGAGCAACUUUCAAGGUAUGAGAUCAUCAACAUCGAUACUGAAGAUCAAGUUCAUUGCUUCCCACAUUUGAUAGUUGGUCUUCAGCAUUACAAGGAGUUGAGAAUUGAUCCCUUAACAGCUUCAAAAGGGUACUCCAUGAAAGAGUUCAGGAAGCUCAUAAGAAAUGCCUAUUCUUUGAAGAAAUUAACUGCAAUCAAGAUAGGUAAUAGUAAUUCACAAGAGAAGCCAAGGCUUCUGAUCUUAACAAGGAACGCAUCGCGAAGAUUUUUGAAUGUUAAUGAAAUAGCUGAAUUGGCUAAAAGUAUGGGUUUUGAAGUAGUUAUCACUGAGGCUUUAACAAAUUUGGAUAAAUUCUCCAACAUUGUGAACUCUUGUGAUGUGAUGAUAGGGAUUCAUGGAGCAGGACUCACAAACUUUGUGUUCCUUCCUAACAAUGCUAUAUUGAUACAGGUACUUCCUUGUGGAGGAUUUGAAUGGUUGGCUUCUAAUUGUUUUGGUGAUCCUGCUUUGGAUAUGGAGUUAAGGUACAUGGAGUAUAAGAUAAAAGAAGAAGAAAGCACUUUACUAGAACAGUACCCACUUGACCAUCCAGUUUUUAAGGAUCCUCAUUCAAUACAUAAGGAUGAUUGGGGAAUGUUUAAAUCUGUUUACUUAGAUAAGCAAGAUGUGAAGUUCAAUGUUAGUAGGUUUAAAGAUACAUUCUUAGAAGUCCUUGAGCUUCUCCAUCACUAAGAUUUGAGUGUAUUUUGUUUGAGAAUAGAAAUCUAAAUUGAC